AGGGAGGCGACAGCGGCGGAGGAGGGGGCGUCUCAGAGAAAGGGAGGGAGGGAGCCACCCGGGUGAAGAGACAGCAGCCUCCCGAGCUGCCCCCUCCCACCCAGGCCGGGACCCGGGGGCUCUGGUCGGAUCCAUGGGGGCAGCGAGCUGCGAGGAUGAGGAGCUGGAAUUUAAGCUGGUGUUCGGGGAGGAGAAGGAGGCCCCCCCGCUGGGCGCGGGGGGGUCGGGGGAAGAACCGGACUCGGAAGAUGCCCCACCAUGCUGUCGUUUGGCCCUGGGGGAGCCCCCUCCCUAUGGCGCUGCCCCUAUUGGCAUCCCCCGGCCUCCGCCCCCUCGGCCCGGCAUGCACUCCCCGCCGCCACGCCCGGCCCCCUCACCUGGCACCUGGGAGAGCCAGCCCGCCCGGUCGGUGAGGCUCGGGGGGCCGGGAGGGGGUGCCGGGGGUCCCGGGGGCGGCCGCGUUCUCGAGUGUCCCAGCAUCCGCAUCACCUCCAUCUCUCCCACGCCCGACCCGCCCGCCUCCCUGGACGACAACCCCGACGCCUGGGGGGACGGCUCUCCCCGCGAUUACCCCCCACCAGAAGGCUUUGGGGGCUACCGAGAGGCAGGCGGCCAGGGCGGGGGUGCCUUCUUCAGUCCGAGCCCGGGCAGCAGCAGCUUGUCCUCGUGGAGCUUCUUCUCCGACGCCUCGGACGAGGCUGCCCUGUACGCUGCCUGCGACGAGGUGGAGUCGGAGCUUAACGAGGCAGCUUCCCGCUUCGGCCUGGGCUCGCCGCUGCCUUCGCCCCGGGCCUCCCCGAGGCCGUGGACCCCCGAGGAUCCCUGGAGCCUGUACGGGCCAAGUCCUGGAGGCCGCGGGCCGGAGGACAGCUGGCUCCUCCUCAGCGCUCCUGGGCCCACGCCGGCCUCGCCCCGGCCUUCAUCCCCGUGCGGCAAGCGGCGCUAUUCCAGCUCGGGCACCCCAUCUUCGGCCUCCCCAGCGCUGUCCCGCCGGGGCAGCUUGGGGGAAGAGGGCCCUGAGCCACCUCCACCACCCCCCCUGCCUCUGGCCCGAGACCCUGGCUCACCCGGCCCCUUUGACUACAUGGGGGCCCCGCCAGCUGAGAGCAUCCCGCAGAAGACGCGGCGAACCUCAAGCGAGCAGGCGGUGGCCCUGCCUCGGCCGGAGGAGUCCACCCCGUGCAAUGGGAAGCUGCCCUCUGGGACGGAGGAGGCCCCCGCUCCCCCUGGGGGUGCCCGGAAGGAGGUGGCUGGCAUGGACUACCUGGCGGUGCCCUCCCCACUGGCUUGGUCCAAGGCCCGCAUUGGGGGACACAGCCCCGUCUUCAGGACCUCUGCCCUGCCCCCUCUGGAUUGGCCUCUGCCCAGCCAGUAUGAGCAGCUGGAGCUGAGGAUCGAGGUACAGCCUAGAGCCCACCACCGGGCCCACUACGAGACAGAGGGCAGUCGUGGAGCAGUUAAAGCAGCCCCUGGCGGUCACCCUGUGGUCAAGCUCCUGGGCUACAGUGAGAAGCCACUGACCCUACAGAUGUUCAUCGGUACUGCGGAUGAGAGGAAUCUGCGGCCUCAUGCCUUCUAUCAGGUGCACCGUAUCACAGGCAAGAUGGUGGCCACGGCCAGCUAUGAAGCUGUCGUCAGCGGCACCAAGGUGCUGGAGAUGACUCUGCUCCCCGAGAACAACAUGGCGGCCAACAUUGACUGUGCCGGGAUCCUGAAGCUUCGGAAUUCUGACAUUGAGCUGCGGAAGGGCGAGACGGACAUUGGGCGCAAAAACACCCGAGUGCGGCUGGUGUUCCGGGUACACGUGCCCCAGGGCGGUGGGAAGGUCGUCUCCGUGCAGGCGGCGUCGGUGCCCAUCGAGUGCUCCCAGCGCUCGGCCCAGGAGCUGCCCCAGGUGGAGGCCUACAGCCCCAGCGCCUGCUCGGUGAGAGGAGGCGAGGAACUAGUGCUGACUGGCUCCAACUUCCUGCCAGACUCCAAGGUGGUGUUCAUUGAGAGGGGCCCAGAUGGAAAGCUGCAAUGGGAGGAGGAGGCCACGGUGAACCGACUGCAGAGCAAUGAGGUGACGCUGACCCUGACCGUCCCAGCGUACAGCAACAAGAGGGUGUCCCGGCCAGUCCAGGUCUACUUCUACGUCUCCAAUGGGCGGAGGAAGCGCAGUCCUACCCAGAGUUUCAAGUUCCUGCCUGUGAUCUUCAAGGAGGAGCCCUUGCCGGACUCAUCUCUCCGGGGAUUCCCCUCUGCACCGGGCCCCCCCUUCGGCACUGACAUGGACUUCUCACCACCCAGGCCCCCCUACCCCUCCUAUCCCCAGGAAGACCCCGCUUAUGAAACUCCUUACCUGUCGGAAGGCUUCGGCUAUGGCACACCCCCUCUCUACCCCCAGACGGGGCCCCCACCAUCCUACAGACCGGGCCUGCGCAUGUUCCCUGAGACUGGGGGCACCGCAGGCUGUGCCCGCCCCCCUCCCGUUUCCUUCCUUCCCCGGCCCUUCCCUAGUGACCCAUACGGAGGCCGUGCCUCCUCUUUCCCCCUGGGGGUUCCAUUCCCCCCUCCUCCUCCAGCCCCCUUUCGGCCUCCACUCCCUUCAUCCCCACCACUUGAAGGCCCCUUCCCCCCCCAGAGCGGUGUUCCUACCCUACCUGCUGAGGGCUAUGAUGAGGUAGGGCCAGGCUAUGGCCCUGGGGAGGGGGCUCCGGAGCAGGAGAAAUCCAGGGGUGGCUACAGCAGCGGCUUCCGAGACAGUGCCCCUGUCCAGGGUAUCACGCUGGAGGAAGUGAGUGAGAUCAUUGGCCGAGACCUGAGUGGCUUCCCUGCACCUCCCGGAGAAGAACCUCCUGCCUGAAACAUCGCUCGGCAACCCCCGCCCCGACUCAGCCCUGCCCCCUGUCCCUCCCUCCUGGGGUAGUGGCUCCAGAGGCUUGGACCAGGGACCCACUCUGGUUCCUCUUUCCCCAGCUUCUGCCAAGCCCCUGGCUCCCUUCCCCUCCCCCGAGCUGAGAUAUGGUCCCAGGCCUGGUGCUGCCGUGGAGGCCUGGGGGCGGAGGAGGGUGGAGGACCAGCCAGGACCAGGUGCCAGAACUGACUGGCGUGAAGACAGGGUGCAGGCCGUGCAGGCUGUGGUGCUGGGAGGCAGGGGCAGGGCGAUGGGUAAUAAAGUACUCCCUGA
This is a messenger RNA of Lepus europaeus (European hare), 3169 nucleotides long. RefSeq names its product nuclear factor of activated T cells 4 (gene NFATC4). Gene Ontology annotation, cellular component: transcription regulator complex. Bases 134 to 2845 code for a protein of 903 amino acids. NCBI's taxonomy places the organism in Eukaryota, Metazoa, Chordata, Mammalia, Lagomorpha, Leporidae. Gene Ontology annotation, molecular function: RNA polymerase II cis-regulatory region sequence-specific DNA binding; transcription factor binding; DNA-binding transcription factor activity, RNA polymerase II-specific. Gene Ontology annotation, biological process: calcineurin-NFAT signaling cascade; regulation of transcription by RNA polymerase II; cytokine production. The transcript has 10 exons. The record is from RefSeq and is a predicted model, not a curated record.